CUCUCUCUUUACUAUGCAACGGAAACAUGGAGGUAACCGGAAUCGCUGCAAGCCCCCCCGACGCCUCCUCUCAGCUUUCUCGUGUACUCCAUCCACAUUAUUUUCCUCCAUGUAACUAACCCUCCUUUGCCAUUUUCCGGCAACUCCGAUUGCAUCUGAGCUCCGUUCCUCAUCUUCUUCUUCUCCAACCCCCCAAAUCUUUCUCAUGAGUUCGAUCCGUUCCCUCUUCUGAUAAAGAUCAGAAUCGUUAAUUUUCUUUACUUCUUCCAAUCUGCGUUCGUUUUUUGUUUGGAUUAAUGGAGAUCCUCCAACUUGCGCUAGCCAUGUCGAUCCUAUUGUUCGAUGCCGUUUCUCCGGCAUCCUCGUCGGCGCCGCUCAAUUGCUCCGACACCGCCCGCGUCUGCACCUCCUUCCUGGCCUUCAAGGCGGAUCGGAGCGCUGCCGCCCUACGCCAAAUCCAGAGCAUGUUCGACGUCUUCCCCCAGGACGUCACCGCUGACGAGGACGGCAGCCCCGGGUAUGUCUUCGUCCGCAAGAACUGCUCCUGCCUCUCCGACAACAAAUACCUCACCAACACCACCUUCACGGUGCCGGAGGCGGCGAGCUCCGUGUACCCCGUGGUCGUCGACGCGUACCAGGGGCUCGCUUUCCUGCCCAACAUGACACGGCGGCCUGCCCGGGCCCGGGCCAUCGUCUUCCUGCACCUCCUCUGUGGGUGCUCCAGCGGCCUGUGGAAUUACCUGAUGAGCUACGUGAUGGAGGAAGGCGAUUCGGUCGAGUCGCUGUCGAGUAGGUUCGGGGUGAGCAUGGACAGUAUCGAGACAGUGAAUGGGAUGUCCGGUCCAGAUGAGGUUGUCGUCGGUGACGUUUAUUACAUCCCGCUGAAUUCCGUUCCCGGUCUACCUUCUGCUAUGGAUACUGGGAUCUCCCCUUCUCCCACUCCUGCUCCCUCACCAACUCCGAUUACAUUUUCAGAUAACUCCAUGCAUCAUUCUGCUAGAUUCCCUUAUGGGUGGGUUUUUGGGAGUAUGGGUGUUUCUCUUGCUCUGAUAACAGUGGCACUACUUUCUUUCAUUUCUUUGAAGUCCUUUAAUUCAAGGAGCCAAACAAAAGAUCCUAAUGGACCAGUGUCCCAUAAGUUUCAGAUUCUUCGGAACACUAGUUUUUGUCAUGCUUCAGGAAGGUAUCUCUGCUGCAAAUAUGGGAAUCUGAAGUCAUCAACAGGGGAUGCAGGAAAUCACCACAUCAAUGAUCCUAAAGAUACUGCAGCUGAUUUGUUUGACAUGGAGAAGCCUAUUGUUUUCAAGUACGAAGAGAUACUUUCUUCAACUGAUAACUUUUCUGAUUCAAAUCUACUGGGCCACGGUAAAUAUGGUUCUGUAUAUUAUGGGGUCCUUCGAGACCAGGAGGUUGCAAUAAAAAGAAUGACUGCAAUGAAAACUAAAGAAUUUAUGGCGGAGAUGAAAGUACUAUGCAAGGUUCAUCAUGCUAGUUUGGUAGAAUUGAUUGGCUAUGCUGCAAGUGAUGAUGAGCUUUUCCUCAUCUAUGAGUAUGCUGAGAAGGGUUCGCUCAAGAGUCAUCUGCAUGAUCCACAAAAUAAGGGACAGGCAUCGCUAUCUUGGAUAUCUAGAGUUCAAAUUGCACUUGAUACCGCUAGAGGACUAGAAUACAUUCAUGAGCAUACCAAAGACCAAUAUGUUCAUCGAGACAUAAAGACAAGCAAUAUCUUGCUUAAUAGUUCUUUCCGAGCAAAGAUAUCAGACUUUGGGCUUGCAAAACUUGUUGCAAAGACAGGAGAUGGAGAUGUUUCUACCACUAAGGUUGUUGGAACUAUUGGGUAUCUGGCUCCAGAAUAUUUGCAUGAUGGCCUGGCCACAACAAAAAGUGACGUUUAUGCAUUUGGGGUUGUCCUUUUUGAGUUAAUAUCAGGCAAAGGGGCAAUAACAAGAACGGAAGGAAUGGUUUUGUCUAAUUCUGAGAGACGAUCUUUGGCAUCAGUUAUGUUAGCCGCUCUAAGAAGCUCUACGAAUUCAGUAAUCAUGGGGAGCCUGAGAGACUAUGUUGAUCCUAGUUUGAUGAAUCUAUAUCCUCAUGAUUGUGUCUACAAGAUGGCCAUGUUGGCCAAGCAGUGUGUGGACGAUGAUCCUAUACUACGACCCGACAUGAAGCAAGUGGUGAUCUCUUUGUCCCAGAUUCUGCUAUCGUCUAUCGAGUGGGAGGCAACAUUGGCAGGGAACAGCCAAGUCUUUAGCGGCCUUGUACAGGGAAGAUAACCAAUCGGUCAACCCUUGUUGGAGCUCCAUGCUUGGGGUUUUCUGCUGUCCCGCGUCCCGCAAGUAUCGACCGAAGUGUACAUGGUGACUCUCUACGUUUUGUUGCGAGUGGUUGAAAAUUUUUGUUAGCUAUAUUCGUUUGAGGUGUGUCUGUGAUAGGAGAUGUAUUUAAAUGCGCAUCACAGCGUGUACUGCUUCAGCAAAAGUAUUACUUUGAGAUAGAUUUUAGUUGUAAUUGGAUAUUCUUUCGUUUU
Musa acuminata subsp. malaccensis (wild Malaysian banana) is the source of this 2527-nucleotide messenger RNA. Its product is annotated as lysM domain receptor-like kinase 3. Lineage: Eukaryota; Viridiplantae; Streptophyta; Magnoliopsida; Zingiberales; Musaceae. The record is from RefSeq and is a predicted model, not a curated record. Gene Ontology annotation, biological process: protein phosphorylation; innate immune response. Gene Ontology annotation, molecular function: ATP binding; transmembrane receptor protein kinase activity.